AUGGCCACCCCGAAGCUUGAAGGCAUGGCUACGCAGCCCCGCCCCUGCCCUCCGACCAAGCCGAUCCACAGCCUCGUCCUCGACACCGGCCCUCUGAUCAAGAACGACCCGUCCGUCAGCGCGCUCGUCUCCCACGCCGAGCAGCUGUACAUACUCCCCUCGGUCCUGCCCGAGAUCAGGGACGCCGCCACGCGGGCUCGCGUCGAGACGUCGCUGCUGCCGUUUGCCAAGGUCCGGGCGCCGGGCGCCGCCAGCGUCAAGUUCGUGACCGAGUUUGCCAGGCGGACGGGCGACUUGGCGGUGCUGAGCCGGACCGAUGUCGAGGUCGUGGCGCUGGGCUACGAGCUGGAAUGCGAGCGCAACAACGGCGACUGGAGGCUGAGGCGGGCUCCUGGACAAAAGGCCCUGAAUGGGCAGCUGGAGCAGGGCGAGGCGCCCGCGACGAAGGAGCAGGACGGCGGGGAAGUGCUGCACCAUGGCGGGCCAGGCGCUCCCGCCGUCGGGGGGGCUUCCGCAGACACGCCGGGCCUGGAAGACGAGAUGGAUAGCCUGAGCCUGGGCGUUGCUGCGGAACAAGCAGGACAAGCGAUACCCGCCGCCGCCGCCGAGGAUGCGCCUCCCGCGGCGCAAGAAGAGGACCAAGACGCCGAAUGGAGCCAGGUGCCCGUCUCGGAGACCCCCGCCCCCAAACCCAUCGCCACGCCGGCAGACGCGGCAGAAGAUUCCGACGACGGCGACGACGACGGCUGGAUCACGCCGUCCAACCUGAAAAGACACCAGGCCCACGACGCCGCCCCCUCCUCCGCCAACACCCCCUCCCUACCGCUGCAAAAGACGCUCCAAGCCGCCAUCCUCACCUCCGACUACGCCAUGCAGAACGUCGCCCUCCGCAUCAACCUCAACCUCGUCACCCCGUCCUUCUCCCGCAUCACCCACCUCAAGAACUGGGUGCUCCGCUGCCACGGCUGCUUCGCCAUCACCAAGGACGCCGACAAGCAGUUCUGCCCCAAGUGCGGCCAGCCCACCCUCACGCGCGUCAGCUGCUCCACCGACCGCGACGGCAACUUCCAGAUCCACCUCAAGAAGAACUUCCAGUGGAACAACCGCGGCAACGUGUACAGCGUGCCCAAGCCCGUGCACGGCAGCGCCAACGGGCGGCUGCCCAGGAAGGCGGGCGGCAAGAACGGCUGGGGCCGGGAUCUCAUCCUUGCGGAGGACCAGAAGGAGUACGUGAGGGCGAGCGACGAGCAGAGGCGGCAGCGGAAAAAGGACCCCAUGGACGAGGACUAUCUCCCUGCGAUGCUGGGCGGCAAGCGCUCCGGAGGUGGGGGGAGGGUGCGCGUCGGGGCAGGGAGGAAUGUGAACUCCAAGAGGCAUUAA
Ustilaginoidea virens is the source of this 1380-nucleotide messenger RNA. RefSeq lists its product as uncharacterized. Lineage: Eukaryota; Fungi; Ascomycota; Sordariomycetes; Hypocreales; Clavicipitaceae. The coding region runs from base 1 to 1380 and encodes 459 amino acids. Gene Ontology annotation, biological process: ribosomal small subunit biogenesis; maturation of SSU-rRNA. Gene Ontology annotation, molecular function: RNA endonuclease activity. The record is from RefSeq and is a predicted model, not a curated record. The transcript has a single exon. Gene Ontology annotation, cellular component: preribosome, small subunit precursor.